AUGCAAACGAAUAAAUAUUUAAUCAACAACUAUGCUGGCAGCACCGGCAUACCCAAGGGGGUAUUGAUCGAACAUAGGGGAAUCGUCCGGCUCGUCAAGAAUAAUACUUCCGUAAAUCGUCUACCGCCCCAUCCACGCGUGGCGCACAUGUCCAACCUUGCAUUCGAUGCAGCCACAUGGGAGAUCUAUGGACCUCUUCUCAACGGCGGGUCAGUCGUCUGUGUGGACCAUAUGGCUGUGCUUGAUGCCGAAAGGAUCCGCGAGGUGUUCCAUCAGCAACCCAUAGUAGAGGCCACGUUCAUCACACCGGCCCUGCUGAGAAGCUGGCUUGCACAUACACCGAGCAUUUUUGCAGGACUACAAUUUCUGCUUGUUGGCGGCGAGCCAGUUGACACAAAGGAUCUGGUAAUGGCCAAGAAGCUCGCUCAAAGCCAUGCCGUUGUUGGCAAUGUAUACGGACCGACAGAGAACACCACCUUCUCUACCAUACACUUCAUUAGCGACGAUGAAGAGUUUCCGAAUGGCGUUCCAAUAGGGAGGGGCAUCAGCAAUACCGGAGCUUUCGUUAUCGACGGACGGCAGCGGUUGCUGACAGCUGGUGCCAUAGGCGAGCUCUUCCUCACCGGCGACGGUCUCGCGCGCGGAUACAUGGACUCUGCAUUGAACCAAGAUCACUUCGUAGAGCUCUCCUUCCUAGGUGCGCAGCCUGUACGUGGCUACAGAACAGGCGACGAAGUGAGACUACGGCCCAAGGACGGUCGUGUGGAAUUCAUAAGGCGACUGGACCAGCAACUGAAAAUCAGGGGACAGCGUGUCGAGAUUGCAGAGAUCGAGCACAUCAUGAUUCAGCAACAAGAAGUGCGAAAUGCUGCGGUGGUUAUCUCGACGGCGUCAAAUGACGGCAGGCCUGAGAUCAUCUGCUUCAUCACCACCACGAUGCACGAAGAAAACACAGAUGAGCUUGGCAAGAGGCGUCUUGUGCAGGAGCUUCGGGAUCGCCUUCGAUCUCAGCUGCCGUCAUACAUGAUUCCCUCAAAGAUUGCCGUGCUCGAGCGAAUGCCUGUGAAUUCUAACGGUAAGACUGACCGCAAAGCGCUGCUCGAGCAGGCACAACAUCUUUCAGUGGUCUCAGAAGGGAGUACCUCGAUACAUACUGCUGCUCCGCGCAAUGACACCGAGAGAAAGCUGUGCGAAAUUUAUGCACGAGUACUUUCAGAAGAGAGGGACGCAACAACAAUCGGGAUCGACCAGAAUUUCUUCGACUUGGGGGGUCAUUCAUUACUAGCCACCAGCCUUGCUGCGCAUAUUCGUCGAGACAUGGACAUUGCCAUCUCAGUGAAAGAGAUCUUCCAAUACCCUACAGUGGCAGACCUUGCUGAAUGGAUUCACAGUACAAGAUCCAAAACCCCCCUGCUCACGAACGGCUCUUCUUCAGGCAAUCAUCAUGCCGCCGCCCUUCAAUUGCUCGAUGUCGAUGAUCCUGAGCGCUUCAUAUCCGAAGAAGUUCUUCCUCGCUUGAAGGAUUAUCAGAGAGAGGCCAUCGUCGACGUCUACCCAGCAACCCAGCUGCAAAAGACAUAUCUGUAUGAUCCACGGACAGGCCUCCCUCGGCCAUGGGUGAACUUCUACUGGGAUCUAAAUGCUGCAGAGUCUGAUAUCAAUCGCGUCGUACACACUUGUCGAGCUCUCACGACACACUUCGACAUCUUCCGAACGACGUUUGUCUGCGUUGGCGGUGUCUAUCGCCAGGUCGUGCUGAAACGACUCGAUGUGCCGAUUGAGGUCCACGACACGGAGACCGUCAACGGCAGUUGUGUGACCAUUUCGCCUCAGCACGCAAGACUUGAACUAUCACAAGAAGGACAAGCGUACCUGAGAUUCGCCAUCUGCCGCGUGCCUGGAUCAUCUCACACAAGAGUCCAUCUACGGAUAUCACAUGCUCUGUACGACGGCUUGAGCUUUACGCACAUUUUGCAUGCAUUCCACGCCCUCUACAACGAUUCCAUGAAUCACGUCAUACCACAGUCUGGUCGAUACAUCAGAUAUAUGCUAGAAAGUCGAACGAAGGGCCUUGGAUACUGGCGAUCACUCCUGGACGGCUCAACCCUGACCGCGUGGUCGUCCAAACCACCCCGAGACGAGCAAAUGCCAGCCACAAGACAACUCGGCUGCUAUAUCGCAACAAAAACCAUCCCCGUCCCUACAAUCCAGCGAAAAGACGGCAUCACCGCCGCAACAAUCUUCACCGCCGCCUGCGCCCGGACAAUUUUCACGCAGCUCAAUUCCACCACCGCCAGAGACAUCGUUUUCGGCAGAGUCGUAUCCGGCCGCCAACAUCUCCCACUCAAAGACCAAGACAUCGUCGGACCUUGCACCAACACGGUCCCGGUGCGAGUGAUUCUUGAUCAAGACGGAGACGGAGAACCCUCAUCACUGUUGUUACGAAAAAUCCAGCAGCAAUAUCUCAACGGAAUUCCCUUUGAGACGAUUGGGUUCGAGGAGAUUAGAGAUCAUUGCACGUCGUGGCCGGCUUUGUGUGGCAGUUUUUGGUGUGCGACUGCGUAUAAUGAUUUCUCGCUUGGAGAGGCGGUGGUCGACGCUGUACAAGGCGGAGCUCGGGAACUCUCGGUGUAUGAGGUGGAGAUGGGAGGGGUGGUGCAGGAGGGGGAAUUGAUUGUGUCUGUGUCGGGACAGCAGGAGUUUUUUGAUCGGAAAAGUGUGGACGGAAUGUUGGAGUUGGUUUGUAGAAUGCGGACUGGAGUCGUAAUCUGCGUAGAACUAGAUGAUCCGACCUUCUUUCUGCGCGGGCCAACUGACCUGAGUAGACAAUUCAUUCCUAUUUUCUCUAUGGAAUCCACGAAUCAGGGACUGGAGCGCAGACAAUGUCCUUUGCAUGAAAGCCAACGUAGAAACAAAUGGUACUUUUCCCACGACCGCAGAGCCGUCAGACACCAAGAUCAGAGGGCAGCCCCUGGUCCAGGCGAGAUCAAACUACCAUUCUUGGAAGACUUCCAUCCGCUACCCGCCCAGAACGGCGAUCACUACCUAGCGAUCUCCUCGCCGUGUGAGACAGUGCUCUUCAGAGAUAAUGACGGUUUGAUUCAAUGUUUAGUGAACAGUCACGAAACCCUAACUAGAAACAAAAUCUUCCAAGAAAAGAAUCUCACCAAGGGGCAAUCGAAACGCUACUCACCUCACCCUCAGCGAGCGAGGACUUUAUCUUCAAUUGCAACAAGAGAACUCUCCCUAAGCUUUCUAUACAAGCCUCGCUCUGCUACGCACGUGUUGCUCGAUUUUUUCGACACGUCCGGACUGUCCAAUAAGCGAGAGUGUAAGGAAGCUUCUGAAUACCAUGCACAAGUUACCACGCUGCCGUUCGAAGGAUCAUUGAAGCUCCUGGACAAGGAAUGGUACGAGGAAGUCAAGGCGGAAGAACUCGACGCGAUUAAGAGAAAGGACCAUGGUUGGCGGAUCAAGAGGAAUUGCGACCCAUUCGGGCCACUGGUAUAG
Messenger RNA from Pseudocercospora fijiensis CIRAD86, 3510 nucleotides. RefSeq lists its product as uncharacterized. NCBI's taxonomy places the organism in Eukaryota, Fungi, Ascomycota, Dothideomycetes, Mycosphaerellales, Mycosphaerellaceae. Gene Ontology annotation, cellular component: cytoplasm. Gene Ontology annotation, biological process: amino acid activation for nonribosomal peptide biosynthetic process; secondary metabolite biosynthetic process. Bases 1 to 3510 code for a protein of 1169 amino acids. The record is from RefSeq and is a predicted model, not a curated record. The transcript is spliced from 11 exons. Gene Ontology annotation, molecular function: catalytic activity; phosphopantetheine binding.